CGGCCCUACUAAGGACUAAAAAUAAUCGGAUUGAUUGAAAGUGGAAAACAUCAACGUUGGAAAAUUCGCAUAAAGAAAGAAGUUCAUGUAGGAGAUUCCCAUUUUCCCGACCUCACACUCCCCUGCAACGCCACCUCGAUCAAUUUGGAUUACGGAACGAAUAGCACGAUGGGCGACUUCGAGCCCCUUAUGAACUUCAACUUGCCGGAGCUUCUAGCUGGUGACCUAGAAGAGUCGGAGCAAGUCUUCAAGUCGAGACAAUUAACUGCUGGUGCUCCAGCGCCUAUGUUGGCUGAUGAUGGGAGUAAGAGGCGAUACUCGCUACAGGAUAGUUCGCUGAGCGCCGCCCCUACGGCUUAUGCCCUGGAUGUUAUGUCGAGGGCUAGAUCGCUACAAAACGUCCACGAAAAGCGUGCACAAUUCCUAAACAUCUGUUGCGAACCACAACCAAACAAUAGCGAUUCUGAUACGGCCAGCAGUGAAUCUUCCGGUGGCUUGGUGCCCCCAUCAAUCGACACGCGGGACGCAUCGGUUACCACAACAGCUACUUCGGUCACAUCAGAGAGAAUGGAACCUAGUAAAUUAAAGCUUGUCAUACAGGAUAAGAAGCAAGUCGGUCAGAGUUGGAUGGACUUGGAUGAUGCGACAUCACCGGAUCGAAGGCAUAAUAGCAUGGUCAAUUUUCCAUCGCCGGCGCAAUUACUAUCACUACAACAUGAUCUGGACGAAUCGAGGAGUAUGUCCCUAAAUUCAGCGGUUCCACGCCCCAAAGUUGUGGGUGCCUCCGCCCCAUCGCCUACUAUUCUGAGAAGUCCGGGUGCUGAAGAACGACGAAAGCCAGCCAAGAAGCCUCUGGUGUGUCCCACAACAUUUCCGAAGCGACAUUCGUCUUUAUUAUACCAAAAUUAUCCCGUGCUACCUGAGAUUAAUGUGUCUCCAUUAAUACAUACUCCGUCGACUCAGCACUUCCCGAUUCAAACCAACGGCAUGCCGUCAUCCCCAGGUAUCAAAACGCCGACUUCCGCUCCUCCUAGAACUCCUAGGACAUUUAGGGCGGAAGCGAACCCGAAUGAUAAUAGGGUCGAUGAUGACAUCAGGAUGAGCUUCCCUUCCCCGGCACCUUCAAGACACGAGCACAAGCGAUUUUCACGGACAGAAGGGUCUCGAUUUCCGGAAAUCGCACCGCUCGGAAUUGAUGUUGAGUCUUGGCUGGAGUCAAGCGUCGAUAAUUUCCCUUACCAUGCUCAGACCAAGGCCGAUGGCGGCCACACACCUUUACCGCUUCCGCCAGAUGUCAUUGAUACACUUCGAGUGUCCAUUACGUGUUUCCCUGAAACGAUGCUGCAGUGUUCCAGUCUCUCGAUCGAGACCAUACGCAGUCACUCUAGAAAGCUCAGAUACAAGGCUACCAGUCCUGCGAGUCUCUACUCAGAGUCGCCUGUAUCAGCAGACUCAUCGGAGCCAUCGAAGCAGUCUAAGUGGAAAUGGUUACCAUUAAAAAAGCAAACAUCAUAUCCCACCCAAAUGCCACCUAGUCCACAACGAAGCGGCUUCUUUGAGAGCAUGGAUGGAAAAUAUAGCCCAACUUGGCCUAGGAGGCCAGAUUGGACAGCCAUCCAAAAUCUCUUCCCCUCUGGAACGGAUUACCUUUGCGAUGCUCUUUAUGCUCACCUAGUUGCUUACAACUACAUAACUUCCCUAUGUCCCCGAUCAGCGCUUGUUAAUACCCCAGCUUCGAGGCCUAGCUCCAAAUCGUCGGCGGCAUCAAAUAUGAGUCUUGGCCUAUCCAUCGAUCUCCGUACUUCAGUUGAUAUACGUUCAUCCACUUCAGACGGUACGGCGAUUCCGUUGAAGGCGGCUAGCUUGCUUGGUCUACAGGAUGACCCGAACUCACCUAUCCCCGAGCCCCCUUCAUCGCGAUGCAAUACACUACGCAGCAAGCGGUCAUUCUUCGCGAUCCCUAGAUCAGCUUCAUUCUACGAGGUUAACCGACCGACGACAUCUACAGGCGGCUUUGGCCGUCGUCCGCCACCGUCCGAUCAGAACGAGCAAAUACUGAAGGACUUACGACUGGGCCUUGCGAGGUGCGUCUCAAGGCUUGUCGCAACAUUACGGAUGACUAACGGUGGAGGUCUUGCUCCGAGUCCCGAUGGUGUGGCAUCGCUAAAGCGCGAAGAAGAUCCGGAUUUCAUGCGAGCGCUUUGCGAAAUCGUGCGCCUCUCCGAAGAGAGGUACAUGUAAUAAGUGUGGUUCAUGCUUAUACCAUCGCGAUAUCAGGAGUUACUACAACUACACCCAGUACAUUAUGGGAUGGGAUUAAUUCCCAUACCCUUAAACAGAUUUUUACGGUUUUGACGAAAGAUAGGUGGCAUUGUGGCGCUGGCGAUUUGCCCACCCUUCGACUAUACGGUGUCUUACGAGAGACCGCCAGACUUGGCGUCUACGAAGGAUUUUUUACUGCGUAUUCCUCCUAUACUUCCGACCAUCUUGCGAAU
This is a messenger RNA of Hypoxylon trugodes, 2495 nucleotides long. RefSeq lists its product as uncharacterized. The coding region runs from base 169 to 2241 and encodes 690 amino acids. The transcript has a single exon. NCBI's taxonomy places the organism in Eukaryota, Fungi, Ascomycota, Sordariomycetes, Xylariales, Hypoxylaceae. The record is from RefSeq and is a predicted model, not a curated record.